This is a messenger RNA of Ochotona princeps (American pika), 963 nucleotides long. RefSeq names its product mitogen-activated protein kinase kinase kinase 15-like. Bases 1 to 708 code for a protein of 235 amino acids. The transcript is spliced from 7 exons. The record is from RefSeq and is a predicted model, not a curated record. Gene Ontology annotation, molecular function: MAP kinase kinase kinase activity; ATP binding. Gene Ontology annotation, biological process: cellular response to stress; protein phosphorylation. Lineage: Eukaryota; Metazoa; Chordata; Mammalia; Lagomorpha; Ochotonidae.
AUGAAGGAGCCCAAAAUCAAGUUUUACAUCAAGCAGAUUGUGGAAGCCCUGAAGCAUCUCCAUGACAACCAGAUAGUGCAGCGAGACAUAAAGGGUGACAAUGUUCUGGUGAACACAUCCAGCAGACUGGGGAUGCUCUCUGACUUUGGAGCCUCGAAACAUCUUGCAGGUGUGAGCCAGUGCAUGCACAGCUUCAUAGACCAGAACGUGGACAAGAUGGACAGGCUGCCAGGUGGUGGUGCUCAGGCUGACCUGACCAAUGCUGCUGUUGGAGGCCGUGGCGCCACAUCUGCCCUGGAGGACCAGCUACAUCCUGGUGUCCAGUUCAAUCACCUCCCAGAGGAGACCACCCAACUUUUGGAACACCUAAUUCAGAGAGAAAGAGACUACCAGAGCUUCCUCCAGCAAACUCUGGAGCAAAAAACUCAAGAGCUCUAUCAGCUGCAGCUCAGCACGCAUGCUCCUGCAAAGGAUCCUGGGCUCUCCCAAGGUCAGAGGACACAAAUGAGUCUGUUAGACUGGCUGAAGCUGCAAGGAGCUGAUGCAAGCAUCAUUGAAAAGAUGGUCGAGGAAGGCUACUUGCUGUCUGCAAUUCCUAGUGACAUCACUAAGGAGGAUCUGAGCCAUCACUACCUGCUGGAUGGCCUCCUCUGCCAGUUCUGGAACGCCCUCUCCCGGUAUGGAAGCAGGCUUGGUGGGCCUCGCUAAACCACCAGUAAGCCCAUGGUGACGGCACAUCGGCUUUGUCUGUUAUGUGCACACAAUACAUUAGCAAGAUCUUGACACUGUAAAAACCAACAGAACCAUCAUGCCUUGGUUUGGACAACCUUUAUAUACGUACAGAUUCAGUGCCCUGGAAAAGGAGUCACCACGCAUGCUGUAGCACUGGGUGGUGGAGGAUGGGUGUGUAAAAAUACUAGCCUGGGAGUCACUGUUUUUGCUCAUGCGUAAGAGCCAGUCUAA